Pocillopora damicornis (cauliflower coral) is the source of this 1298-nucleotide messenger RNA. RefSeq lists its product as uncharacterized. NCBI's taxonomy places the organism in Eukaryota, Metazoa, Cnidaria, Anthozoa, Scleractinia, Pocilloporidae. The record is from RefSeq and is a predicted model, not a curated record.
AAUUUGGCGUCCUAGUUAUGCAUUUCUGGAAUUUUCGAUCCCUUACGAUGCAGUUCUAAGCGCCUUUUAAGCGAUCAGGACAAUAUGGCUGCUUCUUCACGGUAGAAUACGAAAAUUUACACACUUUCAUUAGAAGACGCAGUGCUAACUAAUUUACAUCAUGACUUCACAACCGUGGGGAACAAUAACUAAGCCGCCAUUUGAACUAGGGUACCAGAAACUAGGUGAGGAAGAGAUAGACAGUAUGGUCGAACGAUUAAGUAGACCGAAAACAUCACCGGCGGAAAACAAAAAGCGACCGCGGCCGGCGAUUGAGAAACGAAAAUUGACCAGUGACGACAUCAACGCAGUGGGCAAUCCGGAAUUUCUCAUGGGAUACCAAAAAUUAUCCGAUAGGAAAAUUAACCAGGUAGUCGAUCGCCUGUACAUACCAGACUGGACAAGUCGAAAUGAACAGAAAAAAGCGCCCAUUGACAGAAGAACCAAGGUGGAAGUACACGAGAUGGAAGAUGAAGACAUUGAGAAAAUGGUUGAAAGAUUAACGAAAGAUGGAGAGAAGAAAGCUACGGAUCGCAAUCGAACUGGAGCCAUGAAAGAGCAAGGUGUUGUGAAUACUUAUGCGUGGAAAGGAUGGAAUUAGUGUAUAGAAGAAUCGUGCUAUUCGAAGCCUAGACGGAAAGGAGGAAUUAAAUGUUUUCAUCUGAUUGCGACAGUUUGACGCGAAAUUUCGGGGCUUCUUGGUUACGUCUCACGGCACUGAGGAUGAAUAUUCGAGGCCGCCAUAUGAGAUAUUUCACCACCGUGAUAUAUUCCUAUCCUGAUGCGAAAACAGUGUUGAUUUUGCGACAAACGAUCGAAGAAUUCGGCACACUGAUAAUUUAAAGUUGCAGUACAAAACUUUUGUCCUUCAGGUUCAAGGGAUGGGAGAUUUUCACCGCAACGCUCUUGCUCAUUAGUGACUGGGAAUCUACCGUGCUUGUUAGUGACUGGGAGUCUACCGUGAAAAAACGUCCUGGAAAUGUCACUGAAACAGAUGUUAUUGGAAUUAGUCUCAGGAAGAAUUUUUUCUCUGUAAUAUCAUUGCACUAAAGGAAUUAUUUCAAUGAAAGUAGAAACGACCACAAGAUAGAUAGUAUUUAAAACUUUUUUGGUUUAGCUGUGAGUUUGCAAUUAGCAAGGCAAUUAGGUUUAAUACGAGACAAUGUCACUGGGUUGAACAAAUGUUACUCGUGGAUGAAAGUUACAUUAUUAUAAAUUAUACGAAAAAGUGAAAACAAUACAAAGCAAUUUUGACCUUA